Molecule: messenger RNA, 6697 nt
Organism: Rubroshorea leprosula
Lineage: Eukaryota; Viridiplantae; Streptophyta; Magnoliopsida; Malvales; Dipterocarpaceae
Source: the annotation of a GenBank genome assembly
AUUAUUGUUGGAUUUUCGUUGGAUUUUUGAGUGAAAAAUUUUGGGUUUUUCUGGAGUUUCUUUGAGGAAUGAACCAAAAAAGGAAGAAGAAGAAGAAGAAGGGAGUUCGAGAGAUUAUUGGCCGGAGAUUUGGGAGAAUGUAUUUCAAAAAUUAGGCCCCAAUACCCCUUGUUCUAUUGGAUUAGAUUUGGGAGAAUGAGAACCCAAAUCAGGUUCUCACCAUCCAACCAAAAAGAAAGAAGAAAAUAGAGAAGGAUGGAGGUGAAGGAGAGGAGGAUAGAGAGUGAUAGAGCUAGGGAAAGGGAAGAAGGAAAAUGUACUGUAUGACUUUCUACAAUAUAACCCUUAUCAGUGAUAUCACCAACAAGGACAUUCAUGUUGUUGACAAGUUGUUGCUAAAAGUGAGAAUUUUAGUAGUGGAUCAUAUCAUGUCCAGUGUACCCAAGUUCAUAAACAUAACCUAUGAGGCCAUCAAGCUCUUCCAUGCUAACCUAUCCAUCACCGUUACAGUCUGCUACUGCGAUUCCCUUCCAUGCUCUAUAGGCAGGCCAAAAGGCCAGAAGCCUUUCAAAAGCUUUCUUUAUUUCUUGCCUGGUGAGGACGACAUCGGCGCAUCGCCAUUAUUACUAGCAAGCAAAAGUUUCCUUAUCUACUUCGUGGUAAGGCGCUGCUCAACUGAUCCGAGCUUACCUGCUUUAGGGGAUAUUGACAAUAUUAUUACAGAGAAUAAUGGUCAUAUUGCCUAUACAAUAUUUGAGGCUGAUCUUCUGGCUCGAAGUGUGAAGAAAAUCAAGAACAAUACCAUCAUAAGACCCAAUGUUGAAUGCUCUGAAGUCACUAUGACAGAACUUCACGAGUUGUCGGUAACGGCGACUCAGAGUGCAGAACAACCCCCAGUUGCCGUGGAUCCUAACGCCAUGGAUAUACCUACUUCGUUAUCCUUUGCAGACCUCCUCCGCAAAGAGGAUAAUGACCCGACCAUCAUUGAAUUCUCCACACAGUCUAACUAUCUUGAUGAAGAUUCUGAUGUGGAGGAGGCCAGUGAGGAAAACACACCAACAGUUCUUCUUUCUAAGGCCGAUAAGAAAAGAAUCCGGCUUCCGUGGGUAAAUUCUAUCAUCAUUAAGGCUGCUUUUGCAGAAUCAGUGGGCUACUCCUUCAUCUAUCCACGCAUCAAAGCACAAUGGAAACCCAAAGGUAAAUGGGAAUGUAUUGACCUGGGACUCGACUUCUUUCUUGUUCGGUUUCAGGACGAGAACGACUUGCACAAAGUUGUCUACGGAGGUCCCUGGUUUGUUGGCCCCUAUUACCUAACUAUUAGACGGUGGGAACCAAAUUUCAACCCAACCAAAGCCACCUUCUCAACUACAGUUAUUUGGGCUAGACUUCCCGAACUACCUACAGAGUUCUAUGAUCCAGAAACUCUAAUUCGCAUUGGAAACAAAAUUGGGAACCUGUUAAGGGUUGACGCACACACCAUCCAUCAUACCAGGGGCCAAUAUGCCCGUCUAUGCGUUCAAGUGGACAUCAACAAACCCCUGGUUACCCAUGUCAGAAUCGGGAAACAUAAGCAAAGAGUUUUAUAUGAGGGAAUUCAAACUCUCUGCUUUAAAUGUGGCAAAAUUGGCCAUAAAGAAACCCAAUGCACAGGAAAUUCUGCUAGUUCUAAACAUGGAAUUGUGGGACAAGAGUUAAUGAGGCCAGGUAACUCCAGCAGCACGGACCCACCAAGGGACUCUACCUUGACCUUCAAUGCUCCGCCCUCUACCUCGGUCACAAACCCACAGCCUGAGGUUCAACCCUAUGGCCCAUGGAUCGUUGUUGAAAGAAGGAAAAAGAAACCAGGACCUAGAGGGAAGAACAGCAGUACCCAAAAUGGUGUGAAACAGAAGGAAUUGCCGGCGACGGCGUUGCAACCAGGAACAGGAAAAAUGGUGAGUAUGUCCGACCCAACUGAUAACCCGAUCCGUCAGAUCAGACCAAAGGGCAAGGAGAGGCAGCCAUCCAAUCAACCAGCCGCUUCUAACGGACUCAGGUCUAUCACCAUAAAUGCCGCCCACUCUCUGUUUACUCAACCAACGGCUAGUAUGUCGAGUCUCAAAAGUCAAACAAAAAAUGGCCUUUCUAAUACUGUGAGACCCAAUCCUAAGUUAGGUCCUAAAGGCCAAGUCUAUAGACCCAUCUUCCCAAAUGCUAAGCCCGUUGAUCCUAAAGGAUUGAGUGCCCAAGAUGAGCCCGCUUAUCCCAAGCCAAUUCCUACUUCCUCUAAGCCCCAAAUGGCCCAACAUCAAGAUACACAGCUUCCCCGGGACCCUGAAUCGAGACAUCCUCUCUCAAUCCCCAUCCCCUUUACCCCACAAGUCAACACCAGUCCCCUCCACCCCCCACAGACCACCAUUGAUAACAACUCCUUGCAUGAUGGUGGAUUUCCCAUCAACCCGUCUUCUACAAAUGAGCAGCAGUCUCGAAGCUUUUCUGGUGAGCGAGGGUCAAGUGAUUCGGCUGGAGAGUGCUCUACAACAGAUAAUCCAAACCCCAUCCCUCCAACCACCGUUCUGGACCAUGGACCGCAUCUCAUCAACUUGGCGCUCACCUCUCUUGGUGCCGAAGGAGAUCAACCCACGGAGGUUCCUACCCCUCUACCGAUCACUGGAAUCAGAUCACAGAGGAAAGAUCGAUCUCCUCUCGGUGCUGGAUCUAAGCUACAACUCCGACGACGCCAACAUAGACAGAACACUCACCCGUAUCUCCCCUCUGAAAGUAUACUGUCCAUCCAUCAGGCCUCAUCUGAACAUCUUGGAGGCAAUAGGGGAGAUGAAGGAGAUGCACUUAUGGUGCUCAGCCAACCGUCCAAUCCAUCACCAGUUAUGUGCCAGAUGGAAGCACUUAGUGCCUUGGGUUCUACCUUCAUUAGCUCUUGGAAUAUGAAGAUUGUUUCUUGGAAUUGCCGCGGAGCGGCUAAUCAAAACUCUCUCAAUCAUGUGAUGGAGCUAAAAAGGAUCCACUCCCCUGCUAUUAUGUUAAUCAUGGAAACCAAACUCAAUGGUGAAAGAGCACACACUAUGGCUUCCAGGAUCUUCCCAGAUUGUCAUAUUGUGGAUUCAGAUGGUCUUGCCGGUGGUAUAUGGCUCUUAUGGGAUGCCAACAAAGUGAGUAUUGAUAUUAUCUUCUCCAGCAAUCAAGCUAUCCACGCUAUGGUUAAGGUAUGUAAUCAUUCUGUCAUCUCUAAUUAUGAAUGGUUGUUCUCUGGUGUGUAUGGCAGACCUCAGUUUGAUAUUAGAUCUCUCCUCUGGCAUGAAUUAUCUGAUUUGGCUAAGCAUAUUAAUCUCCCCUGGAUUAUUGCUGGUGACUUUAAUGAUGUCACCGAACAAGGGGAGAAAUUUGGGGGUAACCCUAUCAACCAGCUGAGAGUUAAUGCUUAUCUUUCUUGUAUGGAACGUCUUGAUAGGUUCUGGUGUAACUCUAGUUGUAGAACCCUCUUCCCUGAAGCUACAGUGUAUCACCUCCCUAGGCUCAUCUCUGACCAUAAUCCCAUUUUGCUGAACCUUACCCCUCAAAUUCCAUCUAUUGGGAAAAGACCCUUUCGAUAUGAGAAGUUCUGGUUUGAUCAUCCCGAAUUUAUUGAUAUUGUCGAUAGGAUUUGGUCUCAUCCUCACAGUAAUACCUCUUCCUGUCUUGCCUCUACUAUGACUAGUAUCAAAUCUUGGAGUCGCGAUACUUUUGGUAACUUGUUCAAACGAAAAAAGGUCAUCCUUGCUCGUUUGGAAGGUAUCCAUAAGUCUCUCUCCAUUAAUCAUAACAACUUUCUCUUUGACUUGGAGAAAGAUCUGUCCCAUGAAUACUCUGAGAUUCUUAAAUGUGAAGCUGAUCUUUGGUUCCUUAAAUCUAGAUCCGAUUGGAUUGUGGAUGGGGAUAAAAACUCUCGCUUCUUUCACAUUACUACCAUGAGACAUAGAUCCAAGAAUAGAAUCCAUGGGUUGAAUAAUCCUGAGGGGGAUUGGAUUACUGAUUCUGUUCAGCUGAACCAUAUGGUGACCAACUAUUUUUCUACUCUAUUUUCAUCUCCCGCUUCCCAUUCCUUUCAUGAUUCUUAUAAUUGGAUCCAAUCAACCACUCAUCAGUCUCUGGAGCUCCCCAAUGAUUUGGCUGAGCCUCCAUCCUUAAUUGAAAUUAGGAAGGCUGUGUAUUCCAUGAAGGCCUUUAAAGCCCCUGGCCCGGACGGUACCCACCCUUUCUUCUAUCAAAAGCUAUGGCACUCUGUCAAGGAUACCAUCCUCCUUGACAUCCAACAGAUUUUUAUUUCAGGUAUUGUCCCCCCUAAAUGGAAUGAAUGCUUGAUCACUUUGAUCCCAAAGGUGGGUAGUCCUGUGAACAUUAAUCAGUUCAGGCCUAUUGGUUUGUGUAAUGUUAACUAUAAGAUUGUCUCCAAGAUCAUUGUCCACAGGCUCAAACCCCUUCUGGAUUCCAUCAUCUCUCCUUGCCAAGCUAGUUUUGUGCCUGGGAGACAUGGAUCUGACAAUAUUCUCAUCCUCCAAGAACUGGUUUAUUCCUUUAAUAGGAAGAUGGGUAGGAAGGGUGGUAUGAUUAUCAAGCUGGAUUUGGAGAAAGCGUAUGACAAACUUGAAUGGAGUUUUAUUAGGGAGACUCUUUUUUUCUUCCAACUCCCUCCUACUCUUAUUUCCCUUAUCAUGUCCUGCAUCUCCUCCACCAGCAUGUCUAUUCUGGCACAGACCAGGGAUAACCUAGGCUCCUUGUUAGGCCUCCCUCAAACCUCUUCCCUUGGUAAGUAUCUUGGUGUACCCAUUAUUGCUAGGAAACUUAAGCAAGCUGAUUGCAAUUUUAUCCUAGAUAAAGUUCGAUCUAAGCUUGCCGGAUGGAAAGCUAAAUUUUUCACUAUGGCUGGUAGAACCACCCUGGUCAAAUCUGUCCUUGCUACCAUCCCUAAUUAUUACAUGCAGUCCCAAAUGCUCCCUACUUCCACUUUGAAGGAUCUUGACAAAAUAUCGCGCAACUUUCUUUGGGGCUCUACUGAUAACCAACCCAGGCUGCAUCUGGUUUCUUGGGAUAAAAUUACCCAACCAAAAUCGUAUGGCGGGUUGGGUAUUAAAGCAGCUAAGGAAGCUAAUUUGGCUGCCAUGUGCAAGCUUAAUUGGCGUCUCCAUACUGAAAAGCAUGGCUUGUGGAACCGUGUGCUCUCUACCAAAUACCGAAUUAACAAUUGCAGGUUCCAAUACCCAAAUCACUGCUCCCCUGUCCUGCAGAACAUUAAAAAAGGCAGCUCGCUAUUUUCCGAAGGCCUCAAGUGGAUCCCUAGAGAUGGCAGACUCAUCUCCUUUUGGAAUGACACUUGGUUUGGUCAUAGGCCUCUUAGCUCCAUUUUAAAUGGUCCUCUGCUUGAAACUGACUCUUCCUUGCUUGUUUCUGAUUGUUUUUCACAAGGUCAGAUAAUUGACAGAGCCAUUUCUUAUGACUUGCCUCCCAAUAUUGUUCAGACCAUCAAAGCUAUCCCUCUGUCCUUGUUUGAAUCUGGAGCUGAUCAAUUUGCAUGGAAACUGAAUGCCAAUGGCUCUUUCUCUUCCUCCUCGGCUUACGGCCUUGCCAAGAAGACUUCCAUCAGCCCGGAGCAGAACUGGUCUUGGAUUUGGAAGGUCCACACCUUACCAAAAAUCCAAAACUUCAUCUGGUUGCUUUGCCAUAAUCGGAUUAAGUUCCUGGGGUACCUUAAUAGUAUUGGUAUUAUCAAUUUCUCUAUGUGUCCUCUCUGUUCUCUUAAUUCUGAAACUGCAGAUCACCUGGUUCGGAAUUGUCCUAGCUCUCGCGUUAUUUGGGAUGCGCUUUUUCCAGGAUUGACUUCCCACCAGACCAUGGAUUCCCCCCUGGGUGAGUGGCUGCGGUUCAACUGUGGUAGGAAGGACAGCAGCUCCUUCUUAUCUAUUCCAUGGGGUAUCCUCUUCUCUUUUACUAUUUGGACAAUUUGGAUUCAAAGGAAUUGCAAGUUGUACAAACCUGAGGAUUAUAAUUCCUCUGCCAGUAUCUCCAUUAUCAAGAACAAAGCAGCAGAAUAUUGGGCUUGCUGCUCCUCACCUCAGCAUACUCGCCAGGCUAUAUCCACUACCGUCAAAUGGACCAAGCCCCCCUCAGGAUUCAUUAAACUUAACACCGAUGGCUCCUUCAUUAGCAGGUCUGGUAUGGCUGCUUCGGGAGGUUUAUUUAGGGACCAUGAGGGAAAGUGGAUGCUUGGCUAUGCAAGGAAAAUCGGCCACACUUCUUGUUUGGCAGCUGAGCUUUGGGCCAUUCGGGAUGGUCUUCAAUUAGCUGUUGACAAAGGAUUUAAUCGAUUAUGCAUUGAGACUGAUUCUCUUACUGCCCUCAACCUCAUUACCAAGGAUUGUUGUAAUCACCACCCUUUUACUGCUCUCAUUUUGGACUGCAAGGAACUGCUCAGUAGGAUCCCAGGCGGUGAUAUCCAGCACGUCUUCAGAGAAUCCAAUAUGUGUGCUGAUUUUUUGUCUAAAUUAGGCCACUCUUUGGCUGCUAGUUUUACUAUGUAUGAGGAUUGCCCCCAAGGCCUGGACGUUUAUUUGGCUUAUGAUAUGUAUGGGAUCGAGUAUCCCAGAUAUGUACUUUAGUUCCUCUGUUUAAUACUACUUCCUAUUUUCACCACAAAAAAAAAAAAAAAGAAAAAGCAAAGGCGUGC